AGUAUACGAUUUUCGAGAAAUUCAUAAAUAUGGAUGAUAAAGCGGACCAUUGUACGAUCUGUUUGUGCCCCAAGCAUCGCGUUGUUAGCAUUGCCUGUAAUCACACAUUUUGCAAGAAAUGCCUGAGGAAUGUCUACAACGUCUGUUCCACCAAGGCUUGUCCAUUGUGUCGGGCCCCCUUCGUAUAUUAUGUUCGAAAUCGCUCAUCUGGCACUAAAAUCGUAUUUUUCACAUAAUCAUCUCAUCAAGUCGAAGUGAAAUAACUGUCGGACUACAAUGUUUCGUUAAUUAAAUUAUGUGUUUCGUUCUGAUUUUGAUUUUGUUUGUUUGCUUUCGUUUGUUAAAAUAAAGUUCAUGUUAUGGUUUAAUGUUCAUAAGCACCUCCAGAAAAUCAACAAGUUUUCAAUCUUUGCAUAAUACUCAAAAGAAUCCUUACG
Molecule: messenger RNA, 437 nt
Organism: Drosophila grimshawi
Lineage: Eukaryota; Metazoa; Arthropoda; Insecta; Diptera; Drosophilidae
Product: E3 ubiquitin ligase TRIM40
Exons: 2
Coding region: 30-236 (68 amino acids)
Source: RefSeq, a predicted model, not a curated record